AUGUAUCUUAAACGCUGGAACCAGAUUCGUUCCUGCAUUCAACAGCUGACCAACAAUCUCCGGAAAUAUAGCAUCUAUCUCAAGAACCAGCAAGAGAAAACAUCAGCAAGUGCCAAAAAGCUUACUUUUGUCCAGUCAGAGAGAGAACUUUGGGAAACAAUUAAUCCAAAAGCCCUUUCAGAUAAAGAAAAAGACUUGUUUGGAUCUCUUCAGAAAGCUUUUCUUGAAGCUGAUUAUUUUCAAGUUCUUUGCUUGAAUGAUUUUGAUCCAACUAUUCCAUGGCAGAAAUACAACUUUAUGAAGAAUCUUGCUCUCUCGUGCAAAGCCAUUAAAUAUACCUACAGCAGUGGUAUGGCAAAUCUGAGCUUCAUUUGGAAGGUUCCAAGCAGUUGCAAUGAAGCCACUCUUCUUUCAAGGAAUAUCAAAAUAAGAGAAAGUUUAUCCCCAGAUCUACCAAAGCACCACAGUCGCGCAAUGAAAAGAGAAUUCAUUCAGUCUUUUGGAACAGUCACUAACUGUAAACCAGCAUUCUUGAGAAAGGCCUAUCAAGUGCUAACUGGUGACUCCUCCUCAGCACGUACACUAGCUGAAAAGGAAGUAGAUGAAAGAGUAGCAGAAAUAUUGGAGAUGCAAGAUCGAGAGUUAAUUUGUGACCUUAGGGUUAACAAUGAGGGAAGACCUGAAAUGUACGAGGCUUUUCUAGGAGAGUGCAAGAAGUUUAUCAAUACUGCGGUAGAAACUGCAGUAGAUGAUCGACGACAUGACGACAUAGAGAAUGGAGAAUCUGUUGUGCAUCUUGCAACAGCACUCAGUGUUCCUGACCUACAUGCCCAAGUUAAAGAGAUAUGUCCGGAGGGCAUACCCAUACCCUCUAUUCAAUGGUUAAGGCUUCAAUUCUGGCCAAGACGAAAGAAUUCUGCAGCUGCGAAGCGAUAUUAUGGAUCACUGAAGAUCAAGUACAUGAUACAAGCAAGGCAGUUUCGACACCAACAUACUGAUGCUCAUUAUGCUCGGCUCUUUUUAGAUAUCUGAAGGAGUUCUCACUAAAAUAUCGUCAGGACACAUCUUUUGUGAGUAUGGACGAUAAACACUCGAUGAAAGUUGGAGAGCCUGGAUAUCCAGUGGCUGCAGUGGAAAGAGGAAAAGAGGCUCUGGUUGCUAUGGGGACCCGAUUUGAAGUUGGUGACCAUGAUUUCACUAUACUCAGCAUCAUUCCAAGUGUGAUUUUUGAAGCUUGA
Paramuricea clavata is the source of this 1238-nucleotide messenger RNA. Lineage: Eukaryota; Metazoa; Cnidaria; Anthozoa; Malacalcyonacea; Plexauridae. The record is from the annotation of a GenBank genome assembly.